AACAAUGUUGAGAAACUGAGUCAGAAAUUUUGACGUGGAAAAUGCUUGAUGUUUGCAGAAGUCAAUUUUUUAUAUUGUAGUAUAGAAAGGACCAAUUUUUAAAUUAGAAAUGGUUACAACAUAUCAUUUGGAUAUUUUCUGGAAAUGGCGAGCGGUUCCCAGCACAAAAAAUACUCAGUCCCGAAUGCAAGCGGUUCUCGUGGCUACGUCAAUUACGGAGCCAACUCCUCCGUCAUUACAAACGGCAUAAAAUCCAAUAGUCUUCCAGCAAAUGCGAGUCUCCUACACCUCCAAUACGAUCCCCAGACGAUUGAACCAGAUAUCGAUUCCUUGUUUUCCACUAAGAUUCCAGUGUCUAAAAAUAAGGACUUGUCCAAGUCGCCACUGAAAACUUUGGAACAAGCUUUUUUGUCGUUGAAGAAUCCGGAUAGAUCGAGGAGCAAGGAGUUGGUGAAGUCGCCGUUGAAGGAUAGACGCAGGAGCAAGACUAAGGAUCAUGGGCGUAAGUCUUUAGAUGGCUCGGAACAAGAUUGUGAGGCUUUGUUGUCAAUUGAAGCGGAAACGCUGAAGGAGCAUUCACAAAACGUUCAGGAUUUAUUUGCUAUUAAAAAUUGUGCAAAGGACCAUGAUGGAUCUACGCGUCAUCGUAAAGACUUUUUGGCCAAAACCAAUUUUGGGUAUCCCAGUGAUCUUUACAGGAUGCCUCAACAAAACUUUGAGCCUGAUCCAGUGUUUUCAUCAAAGAUCCUUAAAGACCAAAGUAGUUCAUCGGACGAUUUCGAAACGCCUUUGUUAUCUGACCAAAAACUUGACAAUGACAAUAUAGAUUUGAAGAAUUUGAAGUCACCACGUAAGUUGUCCAAAAACAACAAACUGGCAGAAACCAAAAGGCCACCUAGUGGUAAAAACUCAGGACGUUACACUAAAAAUUCCAAAACAACCUGCGUCGAUUCCAAGACUGAUCCUCAAAAGUCUUUACGUUCUAGUUUCAACAACAAGGUUGGAUCUUCUCAACAUGCGGCUAGGAGUGAUGUAAAAAUCCCCAAACCUUCAGCUGAUUCUAACACCAAAUUGGAUUUGAAGUCAACGUUUUUAAAGACUGAUUUAAGAUACAAAAAGUGCAACCUAAAAGACUAUGAUGAUUCAAAAACUCAUUCUAGAAAGACUUCUUUGAGCAAUGGAACCAGCAGUGAUGGAAAAGCCGGAGGUGAUGUUCAGGAAAAUAGAGUAAUUGAAUUUUUGGAAGUUGCUCCACAAACUUUUGCAGAACAAAUAACUUUGUUGGAUCUUCCAUCAUUUACUGCUAUCCAAGCUGAAGAACUAACAAGUUGUGCAUGGAAUAGCAGAAAUAAACUAAAUGUGGCUCCUAAUGUUGUGGCAUUCACCAGACGGUUCAAUAAUGUCAGUUUUUGGACAGUUUCUGAGGUUCUGGCAGGUCCAACUCCCAAAAAACGUUCCGAACACAUAUCUCACUUUGUAAAAAUAGCUCGUCAUCUGCACUCUUUGAAUAAUCUUCAUGCACUUUUUGCAGUUAUUUCUGGUUUGCAAAGUGCAAGUAUACACAGGCUGGAUAAAUCCUGGAAUUUGGUUCAGAAAAAAGAUAAAUUGACCUUUGAGAAACUGGCCAGUGUGUUUAGUGAAAAGGAGAACUGGAAAGUGUUGAGGGAGUACCAGGACAGUCUGCGGUUACCUUGUAUACCAUACUUGGGUUUAUUUCUAACAGACUUUGUCUACAUUGACAUGUCACAGCCUGCAAGUCAAAGGUCCAGAAAAAUGGACAACAUCUUAAGAGUCAUUGCACUGUAUCAACAAUCAAGAUAUGAUGAAUUGAAAGUUGAUCAGGCUGUCCAGAAAUAUUUGGAAAGAGUGAAGUAUAUUGAGGAGUUGCAGAGGUUUUUGGAAGACGACCAGUACAAAUUAUCUUUAAAAUUAGAGCCACCUGCAACCAGUACAAUGCAACAGAAUAAGAAAAAUGCGGAAUCUACUGAUUCUAACAUUGAUGCCAAUGGUGAUCUUCAAAAAUCUAGUCAACUAUCCAAUAACAUGAUACAAGAACAAACAAGAAACAUGGCAUCAUUGAAUCUCUCACCAGCAAAAGCAAAAACAAAACCAACACAAACAACUCCAACAAUCCAACAAGUACCACCACUUCUGGCAGUUUAAGAAUCUCAAAUCCUGUUGCCAAAUUUAUACCAGGAC
This is a messenger RNA of Ctenocephalides felis (cat flea), 2199 nucleotides long. Its product is annotated as ras guanine nucleotide exchange factor M-like. Gene Ontology annotation, biological process: positive regulation of GTPase activity; Ras protein signal transduction. The record is from RefSeq and is a predicted model, not a curated record. Lineage: Eukaryota; Metazoa; Arthropoda; Insecta; Siphonaptera; Pulicidae. Gene Ontology annotation, cellular component: plasma membrane. Gene Ontology annotation, molecular function: guanyl-nucleotide exchange factor activity.